CAGCCCUGCAAUCGCUAAGAAAUAAUUCCUUGCGUUCUUCAUGACCGCCUGACCCGCAAGCUGGGAGCAAAUACACUUGCGCUACAGGAUGUUUCGCCUUCGAUUUCUUCCUGUUGCAGCAGGGCUGUCUGCUGUUUCGUGGCGUUACCAUGGGACGGCACAUCACCCCAGGACCAGGCGUAGGCUCAUGGUGGCAGCUUUUGUAGGGACAGCUGCAGUGACAGCAAGUGCCAGAUUCCUUUGGCAGAGGGCCUAUGCAGAAGACUCGUCCUCUGUAAAACACGGUCCGAGGACAGAGCCGAGCGAGAAGGUGAAGCACGAGGAGGAGGAGGAGAGCAGUGGCAGCGAGGGUAGAAAGGCCGUCGCAUCGGGUGAUGAGGAGGCUCAGCCGGAAGGGAAGAAGAAGAAGUGUUCCGGGUUCAGGGACCGUAAGGUGAUGGAAUACGAGAACAGGAUCAGAGCCUACUCCACGCCGGACAAAAUCUUCAGAUAUUUUGCCACUUUGAAAGUCAUAAAUGAGCACGGUGAAUCGGAGGUUUUUAUGACACCGCAGGAUUUCGUGAGAUCGAUAACACCUAAUGAAAAACAACCAGAAAACCUGGGCCUGGAUCAGUUUAUAGUGAAACGCUACGAUGGGAAGACAGAGAAAUUAUCCCAGGAGCGAGAGAAGUUUGCCGAUGAAGACAGCAUAUUUUAUGCGCUUGGAGAAUGUGGACUCAUUUCUUUUUCCGACUACAUCUUCCUCACAACAGUCCUUUCCACUCCCCAGAGGAAUUUCGAAAUUGCCUUUAAGAUGUUUGAUCUGAAUGGUGACGGCGAGGUGGAUAUGGAAGAGUUUGAGCAGGUCCAGAGCAUCAUUCGCUCCCAAACCAGCAUGGGCAUGCGCCACAGAGACCGGUCUACAACGGGGAACACCCUGAAAACUGGCUUCAACUCUGCACUGACAACAUACUUCUUUGGGGCAGAUCUGAAGGGGAAGCUGACCAUCUCCCACUUCCUCGACUUCCAGCGCAAACUGCAGCACGAUAUUCUGAAGCUUGAGUUUGAGCGGCAUGACCCGGUGGAGGGCCGGAUCACGGAGCGGCAGUUCGGCAGCAUGCUGCUGGCGUACAGUGGGGUGCAGUCCAAGAAGCUCACUGUCAUGCUGAAGCAGCUCAAGAAGCACUUCCAAGAUGGAGAGGGGCUGACGUUUGAGGAGGUGGAGAGCUUCUUCACUUUUCUGAAGAACAUAAAUGAUGUGGACACAGCUUUGAGCUUCUACCACAUGGCUGGAGCUUCGCUUGAUAAAGUGACGAUGCAGCAAGUGGCCAGGACAGUGGCCAAGGUGGAGCUCUCUGACCACGUGUGCGAUGUGGUGUUUGCGCUCUUCGACUGCGAUGGGAACGGCGAGCUGAGCAACAAGGAAUUUGUUGCCAUAAUGAAGCAGCGCCUUAUGAGAGGCUUGGAGAAGCCCAAGGACAUGGGCUUCACACGACUCAUGCGGGCAAUGUGGAAAUGCGCCCAGGAGACGGCGUGGGACUUCACCAUGCCCAAGCAGUAGCAGGGUCGGGGAGGAGCACCCGGCUUCCCUGUCUCAGCCCUGCCACCAUCACCUGCGGGUGAGUGCCACUGCUGCGGACACCUGCAGGGUGGCACCAGGCUCUGGUGAGCCCAGACUGUUCAUAACAGGAGAUUUUUGUAAAUCAAAGUUAGAAAUCAAAGCCUGUUGUAUUUGCAGCUUCUGCUUGCCGCUGGCCCUUUAAUAUUCUUCUCUCAGGAAAAAGAAAAGGACUUUUCUUACUGAUGCCACCUCCACUUCGUGAUGCGCCCUGCCUGCAGAGCUGGGCAUCGAGCGAGCUGGUGGGGCUGCACCCAAAUCACUUAUUUAAUGUUGUUAAAAAAUGGCAUGGGGGUUAUUUUAAUUCUUAGAUUGCUCCUAAGAAGCCAUGGAAUUCAUGGAUAGAUCAUACCGGUGGGACCUAGGAGCAGGCAGGUGCUGAGAGCACCCCAGGAUUUCAGUCAGCCAAAUGCUCUGUGCUCCCCCAGACUGUCGGGGGGUGGAGGGGAUGGGUGUACCCGCAGAGGGGCUGCUUGAGCUGAGGUGCUGCCUCUGGUGUAAGAGCAGUUAAAAGUAGUGGAGCAACUGGCUCUCCUGCCCAUCCUGCCUUGCAUAAGUGACCUGCUGCAGGAGGUCUCUAAUGGGAGCCCUCUCCCUGGGGAGUUGCUGUUCUGUAAUGGGAACAGGCUGAAAGAUGUUAUUUGCUGAGUGCUGUCCUCUCUGUAAAGUAUUGUGUAAAGAUGUUGCUCACAAC
Aptenodytes forsteri (emperor penguin) is the source of this 2291-nucleotide messenger RNA. RefSeq names its product mitochondrial calcium uptake 1 (gene MICU1). The coding region runs from base 89 to 1540 and encodes 483 amino acids. Gene Ontology annotation, molecular function: calcium ion binding. Gene Ontology annotation, cellular component: uniplex complex. The record is from RefSeq and is a predicted model, not a curated record. Lineage: Eukaryota; Metazoa; Chordata; Aves; Sphenisciformes; Spheniscidae. The transcript is spliced from 13 exons. Gene Ontology annotation, biological process: calcium import into the mitochondrion; mitochondrial calcium ion homeostasis.